GCGAGAGAGGUUUUCGUGCCCUCUCCCCUUUCUAGCGAUCCAAUACAGCAUCAAGCAGACGCAAAGCAAGAGGAGCCAUGUUACUCAGGAGAGAAAGCAAAUCCAAUAUCCAGAGAGGCAAUUCCAUUAUUAGGCCAAUGAAAGUUCCACGAAGUCGUUGCAAGUUUCAGGCAAGCCGGUUAGGAAAAUGAAAUCGAGCGGGGUGGAGAAGAACGGAGGAAAGACUUGGCCGAUGAGGAAGCCACGUCUGCCCUGACUUCUGCAACAUGCCAGGGACGAUGUCCCUCCCCACCUGCAAAUCUGGGUUAAUUUGCGGUAAAGACUCUCCCAAGAUUAUAUAUUCUUCAUCUGUGGUAAGUUCGUUUGAGAGAUCACGGCUGGGCCAAUCAGCACGCUCUUUUGUUCUUUCUGCUAGCACGCUAUAAGUUACUUUGUCUGAAUCGAAGCAUGAGAUCGUAUUUCCCCCUCCAUCCCCGCAUAACACCAAGUCUAGGCAAAUUGCUGCGGAAAGGAAGAUUCUUCCGGGUAUCACAACUAUACUCAUGAUAAGCAACUCUCUCAAGGGCAGCUGUGUAAUUGUAGGGACCAACAGGGGCAGUUCUCCUGUUUCGUUCCACGCCCCUGCCCGGAGCCUGUCUGAGAGGGCUGGGCCUCCCAUCUCUAGAGACCUUUUAGGUGGCUGCUGGGGUGAGGAGAGGGAAGGCCAUAGAUAACUCUUCUGCCCUUGGCCCUCCGCUUCAGGACAAACCUUUGCAACGGGGAGCCUCUUCCGCCCGUGGUGGGGUUCCCUGGAGAAUUAGGGCUCUACAUCACCGGACAGAGGAGGGCUGCUGUGGCCAAGGGUUAACCUGAACCCUGGGAGAGAGAACAGCUACAGAAGGUAAAACAGGCUUUUUGUUUUCUCUCUCAUGCUGUAAGUAUUAGGCUGGGUAAUUUUUACAAAUACAUUCACAGAAUUUCUAGCUUGUUUUCUCAUUAAAAACAAUCCCUGGGCACGAUGAAGGACAACUGUACUGUAUUGGCUUCAGCAUGUGCGUGAGGUCUCUUGCACAAUUUCUCUCACGAUCAUUUAACCUGAAUUCCUGAGCCAGGCUGGAUUCUUGAUUCCUUGUGAAUGGGGUGGAGACCUCUUGGCAUUACUCAGUCAUUAUUUUUACUUUAUGUCUAUUGACUGUGCAGCAAAUAAAUACAUACUUUUCAGUUUCAAGAUACAUGAUAGACUUUUGCAAUUGACUUUUCACACUUUGCAAAAAUUAGCAUUUUUUAAAUAUAUGAGUAUAUUAGCUGGUCAGUUGGGUAUGGGGAUACCAUGUGGGUGAACAAAGUCUUCAUCAGCUAUUUUUAAUCUUAUUUUUCAUAUACAUAUCUUGUAAUUUGUGAGAUAGAUGCUAAAUGUGAGGCCAUGUGAGUUAAAUUAUUACAGUCUAAUCAUUUUGCUCAUGAUUCCUGUCAAUCCAUUCAGGACUUUUCAGGAUAGAGAAAUUUCAUUUAAGUAAUUCUCAGCUGUCACUGCAUAUACCUGAAUUUGAAUUCUUGAAGUAAACCUUGCUUCCUAUGUCAGCAUUAACUAAGCACUGCCCAGAUCAUGUGGUUGAAUCAAGGUUCAGAAUGUGCUGUGGAGAUGGGAUUCAAUUAUUCUAAGUUAUGUGAGAACAGCCUCGGCUGUGAGAGCCAAGAACAGCAUCUGAAGGAUCUCUGUACUUCAACAAUUCCGUUUUUAGAGAUCCUCUGUAAGAACGCCUCUUCCUUUUCAGUGGCCCUCUUGGCAAUUGUCUGGGCCUUUAACACCAGUGGAGUUCUGCUCAGUUUUUUCUUCCUCGUCUUCACAAUUCGCUUCAGAAAAAAUAGGAUUGUGAAGAUGUCUAGUCCAAACUUGAAUGUUGUGACUCUCCUGGGCACUGGCUUGACUUACAGUAGUGUGUAUCUCUUUGGAAUUGAAAAACAGAAUCCAUUGACCAGACCAUCCUUGGAGAUGCUGAUUCAAGUGAGAAUCUGCAUAUUAUAUAUAGGUGGUUCCUUGGCUUUGGGUCCUAUCCUGGGAAAGAGUUGGCGUUUAUAUAGAGUGUUCACUCAACAGGUGCCAGACAAGAGAGUGAUUAUCAAAGAUUUUCAGCUGCUGGUGAUGUUAUCACUGUUAGUCCUGGCUGAUACUAUCCUGCUCUUGAUAUGGAUCUUCUUAGACCCAGUCCAGUGUCUCCAAAAUCUUAAUGCAGAUGUGAAGGUCACUGACAAAGGCUUGAGUUGCACACUGAGAUACGGAUAUAUCUGUAAAUCUCUCUAUUCUGAAUUUUGGUUUAUUCUCCUUCUGGGAUUUAAGGGAAUCCUGCUGACGUAUGGAACUUACCUUGCAGGUCUAACAGAUAAUCUCAGUUGCCCACCAGUUAAUCAGUCACUGACACUCAUAAUUGCAGUGGCCAUUAUUUUUCUCUUUAUUGGAAUUAUGCUGGUGGUUAACAGUUUUUUCUACUUGUGGCACAAUCUGGUGUAUGGAUUAACCUCAGGAGGAAUCUUUGUCUGUACAUCUUCAAUAAAUUGUUUGAUUUUUAUCCCACAGCAGGUCAGACAGUGGAAGACUUUUGAAAAACAAGAAGUUGACAUCAGCAACAUGGCCAAAUAUUUUACAGGUUCCAACAAGAAUUUCCACUCUACAAUGUAUAGUGAUGAAGAGAUAUACCAGCUGCUAGGGGAGAAAAAUACCAUGAUGCAGCAGCUUGCAGAGAAAGAUACAGCAAUUGCAAAUCUUCAAGAACAAAUGAACAGCGUUAAAGAGAAGUUGAUGAGACUGGUGGCUAUAGAAGAUAACCACAGUGUUGCUGACUCUCCAUUUCUUUCUACCUCCCACUUAUUGCCUUCUCACUCUACAGCUAAUUUUUCUUCAGUGGCAACUGAAAAUCUACCCUUUUCAUUUAGCCAGGAGCUGAAGCCAUGGCAGAAUUCUAAGCUCUCAAAUUCACAAUACAUAGCAGGAUCAUUUAGUAAAAAAAUGUGUGUUGAUGACCUAGAACAUACAGAUCAAGAGAACAUGUCAUUAGACAUUAUCACUAAGUGCAGACUAGUGAAUAAGAUGAAUUCAGGUGCUAAGUAUGAUGAAGAUCAAUGGUUUUCCCAAUCCAGUGCUUUACUUACUAGGGAGAGGCUGCAUGAACAGAAUCUCAGUGCACUGAGCAAAGAAGCAAAGCAAUCACAGUCUUCAGCAAUGAACCAAAAACAAAACCCAGAAAUGAGUUCUGCGAACAGUGAAAAUUUUCAGGAUAUCUUGCAAGACCUGGGUGUGAAUCACAUUACUGUAAUGCAGACAUCUUCCAGGGGACCUAAGUACAAUUAUGAAAGCAGCAUGAUGUUGCAGCCAAAGAAGAUUCAGAAGAAAAUCCCCUUCCAUCUUUCUGGGUCCAUGGCCUCCAAUAUUCAGUGUAGUGUGAACAAAUCAGCCAGCAGAAUGCAAAGAAUGAGCAGUAGAUUAAUAGAAUAUCCUUGGUCAGCACCAAGAAACACCAAGGAUGGAGAUUCUUUGCAUCAGCCUCCGCCUUUGCCAUCACUGGUGUUUAAGAAAGCACUCCAGACUAAGCCUGACAAUGGGUUUGAACAAUUAUACAAUGAAGGUUAUGGCUUGUUGCUAGAUAAUCAUCUAGUAGAGAACUGUGCAUCCACAUUUUAUCCCACAAGCUCGAGGAAUUUCCACUACCAGCAGAAAGAUUUUCUGACAAGAGCUAUUCCAGGCCUCCUUCCAUUCCAGCAUUUUUACUUUGAUUCUGGCAGUAGUUCUUCUGGGGAGGGAACCUAUUGCCACCAGACACAGGCUUGUGAAGUUUGCCAUUACAGUCUCUCUUCUUCUAGUGACAGCUGUGUGAUGAUUGAUACAGAUUCUGAAUAUAGUAUGACUUUAGAUUCUGCAAAACUUUAUAGCAAAGCUCAACCAAUUGUGAAUUUCAAUGAAGAUCUGGAACCCACGUAUGUGUAAAAAUAAAAUGUGAAUUUACUAUAGAUUUUUGUUUCCCAAUAGUAAAUGAGAAUAUCCUCAAAAGUGUUGCUUCUCCUGUAAGUUGUUUGAGCCUACAAGAAUUAGUGGUAUAGAAGC
Messenger RNA from Python bivittatus (Burmese python), 4075 nucleotides. The record is from RefSeq and is a predicted model, not a curated record. NCBI's taxonomy places the organism in Eukaryota, Metazoa, Chordata, Lepidosauria, Squamata, Pythonidae.